CUCACUUUGAUAUCAUAAUACACGGAACGCAAACUUGCUAAGAGCUCGGAUUUUCACAACAAGCACAAUAUCUGCUGCACGCUAGAUAAAAAGUUGUCGAAGAUGGGUCCGUUCGAAGAAAUAUUGAAGUUUAUUGAAGAUAGCAGAAUUCAUAAGGCAUAGAUGGAUCAACAUAAAUGUUACGAAUCGCAUGUUAGAGCAUUUUGGAGCAGUGCAUACUACGAAGAAGAUGAUAAAGCUAUUCACUCUGCAGUAAAGAUGAAAGAUGCGAACGGAAAAGACAUUGAUGUGGCGGUAAAAUUCAUAGUUGGCGAUAUUCGAAGAGUGUUGGAUUAGAAAGAUAAAGAUGAAGAUCCAAUAAUUGUCCCUGAAAGAUUGUGCAAAGGUUUGUGGAUGAGAAUGGUUAUACUGGAUUUGUGAACGAUCAAGCUUACACAAAGUCGAAGUUGUCGAAGCCUUAUAAGUUUCUUAUUCAUUCAAUUAUACAUGCACUAGGCCACAGGAAGGGUGCUUAUGAUGAAUCUGUAGAUUAUAUCAUGAACAUCGUCACGUGUUUAAUUCUGAACAGGCCCUACAAUAUUUCACAAGUGAUCUUCAAUCACAUGCACUAGGCCAAGGUUUGUGCAGAUGUUAUUAGACGAUCAGAUUCCAAACUUGCCGAAGGUUGAUGGUGAUGAGCUGAAGUUAAUUCAUAUGGAUAACGAGACCUUGAAGAGGUUAAAUGUUUAUAGAGGAGUUGAAAAGGGAAAGCAACCAAAGUUUAAAAAGAAGUUUGCCGCGAUAGAGAAAGCAGAUUAUCAGGCCCCGGAAGAUGACAAAUGGAGGCACGAUAACAGUGGUUCUGAUGAUGAAACAAAGAAGAUGGAAUAGUUUGUGCCUAAGAAGACUAGGUGGUGGAUGAAGAAAGAUGAGAAGCAGAAAAAGAAAACUACAACUCCACGUACACCAAAAGUUGCAACUCCUAAAGCUGCAUCGAAAAGAGCUCCAAAAAAGCAGAAAUCACCACCGCAUUUGGUCGAUGAACCAGAUGAUGAUGUUACUCCUGAAAACAUUGAUAUUACUAUUGCAGGUGAUCCAGUUGCAGAUGAAAUCACAGGUGAUGAUCAUGAAAUUUUCUCUGGUGAAAUUGAAGCUAUUAUAGCUAAUCAAGAUGCUGCGAAAGCUGCUCAGAAUGUUGAAGCUGCAGCUGGCGGUGAGAAAAGCGGCAAAAACAUUAAGGCUAUGAAAGAGACGUUAGUUGAAAGUGAGGUGCAUUCAGAUUCAAGUGAAACUGAAAGUGACAUAGAGGUUACAAAGAUGGCACCAACAUCAUAUGUUAGCGGGAAAUUCAGAAUGAAAGGUCCUUCCAGAAAGAAGAAAGGUUCUGAUAAAGAAGAUGCUACUUACGAGCCUUCAGCUUCUGAGAAAGAAAAGUUAAAGAAGACUAAAGGUUUAAAGAAGCGUAAAGCUCAGCCAACAAGUGAUGUUUCAAAAAAGCAGAAAGCCAGAAAGAUUACAACUUCUAUUCCUGAACAGAUUCCGGAAGUUGAAACGGUUAAAAAUGUUGAAGUGGAGAUUCCUGUCAAAAGAGAAUUCAGAAUGGUUACACCUCCAGCUUCUCUAACACCUGAAUCAAUUCAAGUUCAAGAAGAUGUUCAUGUUACAACACCUGAGCAACCUGCAAAGAUUGUUGAAGAACCAGGAUCUACUAUAAAGAAAAUACCAACUCCCAGGAAAGAAGGUUCAAGUUCAGGUUUUCCUAAAGUUCCAUCAAACCUUGAUGCUGGUCCAACAGGUCUAGAAGAUUUUAGAGACUUCUUUAAUGAUGCAAAAGUUAAAUGAAUUGUCAAAGAAAGUUGCAGUGUUGGAGAAAUCAAAAGCAUAAAUUGAGGAGAAGUUGAAGCAGAAAAUGUCGUUCUAAAGAAUGAAAUGAUAGCUAUGCAAGAUCAGAUUGAAGAUGUCAAAGCAGGUAACAAUGCAUUGAAUGAGGCAAUUGAUGAGCUGCUAGUUGAGAAUUAUGAUUUGAAUGAGGCAAACACGACAAUAAGCAAUGCUAAUGAGAUCUUGCAAAAGGAGAUAGAAGAUCUGAAAGUCAAAGAUGAAAAGAAGUCGAAGCAGAUAGAGAUGUAUACGUUGUGAUAGAAGAUCGACCUGGGAUCAAUGUUCAGGCGGCGUUCGAUGAAAUUGAAAUCUGAAGAGCUAAGGCUCGGAGGAUGGAGAAAGAACAGAAAAAUGUUGAAGAUGUCGCUGAAGCUUUAAAGGAUAAAAGAAAGGGUGUUGUGGUUGAUAAUGAAGAAAUUCGUGGAUCAUCCAGUCAACAAGAGCAGCAACAACCAGAUGCUGAAGUUAAUGUUGCAGAUGCUGAAACUGAAAGAGCUAUCGUUCUUGCACAACAGUUUAUACGUGUAGGUGAGACGAUAGAUGUUCCUUACAGUGAAGAAGAGACAAAGAGGCGUGAUGAGAUAAAACGUCGAAAAGAAAAGAAAAAUAAUGUGAAAGUUGACAAAGAGGGUGAAGAAGAUGAUGAAAAGGAUAAAGAGUUAGAAGAUUGGUUUGAUGAUAUUGAUAAUUAUCAUGGUGAUGACGAUAAUGAUGAUGUUGAUGAUCUGGGAGGUAAUGGAGGUGCACCGAUUGUGAGACCACCUGGUGGGCAUCAAGUUGAUGAUUACCUUGAUGAUACUCUAAACGAGGAAAGAGAGGAAGAACAGCCUCAGGGGGAGUCUACAUCGGGCGCAAAGGAAGCUAAUCUUCAAAAGGUAUUCUCUAAUACUCCAAAAGUUUUGUUGGAUCUGA
Molecule: messenger RNA, 2772 nt
Organism: Helianthus annuus (common sunflower)
Lineage: Eukaryota; Viridiplantae; Streptophyta; Magnoliopsida; Asterales; Asteraceae
Exons: 2
Coding region: 898-1821 (307 amino acids)
Source: RefSeq, a predicted model, not a curated record